This is a messenger RNA of Anthostomella pinea, 1512 nucleotides long. NCBI's taxonomy places the organism in Eukaryota, Fungi, Ascomycota, Sordariomycetes, Xylariales, Xylariaceae. The record is from the annotation of a GenBank genome assembly.
AUGUCACCAACCUCACUGAAGGCGAAGGCCACGGCGGCGUGUGCAGCGCUCGGGGCCCUGCUGCCGGCCCAGGUGUAUUGGCCGAAUAGCGAUGAGUAUACCACCGCUUCCACAGAGAUCUGGUCCAAGACAUGCGUGCUGGCGCCCGAGUGCGUCUUCGAGCCGCUGACGGCGCGAGACCUGGGCGACGGCAUCAAGCUCAUCAGGGAGCACGGGAGCAAGUUCGCGGUGCGGAGCGGCGGCCACAUGCCUAACCCGGGGGCGCAGUCGGUCGGCGACGACGGCGUCAUGGUGUCCAUGUCCAGGUUCGACGGCCGGUCGCUCAGCGGGGACAAGUCGGUGCUGAGCAUCGGGCCGGGCCAGCGCUGGGGCGAGGUGUACGACUGGCUGGCGCCGCACGGCCUGGCGGUCAACGGCGGCCGCUACCCCAUGGUCGGGGUCGGCGGCGUGCUCGUCGGCGGCGGCAUCGGCUACUUUGCCGGCGAGCGCGGCUGGUCCGUCGACGACGUCGUGGCCUGGCAGGUCGUGCUGGCCGACGGCAGCAUGGUCGAGGUCACGACCGCCGAGGGCGACCCGUUCGAGGACCUGGCGUGGGCGCUCAGGGGCGGCCACAACUACUUUGGCAUCGUGACGCGCUUCGAUAUGCGCACCUUCGCCGUCGGCCCGGCCUACGGCGGCCUCACUGUGUACGGCUCCAUGGCCAAGACCACGUACUUUGACGCCGUCGACGCGUACAUGGCGCCGGGCGGUGGCGCCGAUGACCCCAGGUCGGCCAUCAACGCCAUCACGACGCUGCAGCGCGCCGACGGGACGGGGGAGUGGCAUUACGGGUACAUCAGCGCCCACAUGUACAACGGCGAUGACCCGAGCCCGCGCGCCCUCGAGAACUUCACCGCCAUCCCCGCCGAGCACGUCGUCAUGGACGGGUCGGGCCUGCACCGGGAGUGGACCGCGAUCCCGAACAUGAUGAACUGGAUCGAGUCGCGCGACUCCCGGCAGCUGUUCUGGGAGAUCACGUUCAGGGCCGACCGCCGCGCCGUCGACAUCGCGCACGAGGUCUUCCUCGAUAGCGCCCGCAACGAGCUCAGCGACGUCGAGGCGCUCACCAUGGUUGUCUCGCUGCAGCCGCUCACCCGCCCGUGGCUCCGGGCUUCCAAGGCCAAGGGGGGAAACCUCCUGGGGCUGGAUCCCGAUAAAGAUGCCGGAUCUUUCGCUACCAUGAUUAUUUCCACUUGGCAGAAUGCUCGGGACGACGAAGCCGUCCUGGCCUUUACGCAAAAGGCCUCCAAGAUCAUCGAGGAGAAGCUGAAGAAGCUGGACCUCUUCAACCCCUUUGUCUACCUGAACGACGCCGGCAGGGACCAGAAGCCUUUCGAGAGCUAUGCGGGUGGUGCCAACCUGCCGAGGCUCAGGGCCAUCCAGGCCAAGUAUGACAAGGAUGCCUUUCUCAAGGACUAUCUCCAGCACGGCGUCGAGCUGUCGUCGCAGGUCUCAGAACAUGAGGAGCUCUGA